Hippocampus comes (tiger tail seahorse) is the source of this 1908-nucleotide messenger RNA. RefSeq names its product endoplasmic reticulum oxidoreductase 1 beta (gene ero1b). Gene Ontology annotation, cellular component: endoplasmic reticulum membrane; endoplasmic reticulum. Gene Ontology annotation, biological process: protein folding in endoplasmic reticulum. The record is from RefSeq and is a predicted model, not a curated record. Gene Ontology annotation, molecular function: FAD binding; thiol oxidase activity; protein-disulfide reductase activity. Bases 339 to 1829 code for a protein of 496 amino acids. The transcript has 15 exons. NCBI's taxonomy places the organism in Eukaryota, Metazoa, Chordata, Actinopteri, Syngnathiformes, Syngnathidae.
GCUCUGUACCAAACGAGGAGGCGAUUUGAUUGUGAAACCCUAAAGCGGAAGUAGACACCCUUCCCCUUCCGCCCCCCUCCAUAAUUGGGCUCGAAUGGUGGAAGUCGUCGUUGGAAACCCGACCCAAGUUGUCUCGGCUUUCUCACGCGACAAGUGUGCUUGCGACAUUUGGGGGGGGCUCCUCGGCGCAGGUAUCCGCGCGAGGCCGUUGUCGACCUCGGCUUUCUCAACCGCGCGCGCGAGCCCGUUAGCCCGCCGAAGCUAACCCGCGCGCGGCGGACACCUAUUCGGCUAGCCCGGGAGCUCUUUGGACGUCUAUCGGCAGGACCCGCUGAGGCAUGUGGAGAGUGACUUUGGAGGCGUUCGGCGUUCUUCUGCUGGCCUUCCUGUUGGGGAAUGUCGCUUUAGCUUGGUUUCAGCUCAGCAAGCCCCGGACGGAGACCGAGACCGAGACGGGGGGGACGCGGGCGAGCGCGGAGCCCCAGGAGCAGAGCUGCUUUUGCCAUCUGACGGGGGUGCUGGACGACUGUUUCUGCGAUGUGGAGAGCAUCGACGUCUUCAACAAUUUCAAACUUUACCCUCGCAUCAAGAAGCUGACGGAGCGCGACUACUUCCGCUACUACAAGGUCAACCUCAAGCGAGCGUGUCCCUUCUGGCCCGACGACGGCCACUGCGCCAUCAAAGACUGCCACGUGGAGUCCUGUCCCGAGAGUCAGGUUCCUGCGGGCAUCAAGUCUGGGAAUUACAACAAGUAUUCGCAGGGCGGCGCCGCCGGCGUGCGCGACGUGAGCGAGUGUCAGCAGGCGCAAGAGCUGGGGGCCAUCAACAGCACGCUCAGGUCACACACACACACACACACACACACACACACGUCGCAGAUGCGACAAAAGGGCGCCGUUCGUGACGGUUCGUCGGCGCGUUUUUCCCCAGAUGAGUCGUCCCCGGACGCCGAAUACGUGGACCUGCUCCUCAACCCGGAACGCUACACGGGAUACAAAGGCCCGUCGGCGUGGAGGGUCUGGAACAGCAUUUACGAGGAGAACUGCUUCAAGCCCAGGUCCGUGUACCGACCUCUGAACCCUCUGGUCCCCAGCGGAGGAGACGACGGCGAGGGCUUCUACAAGUGGCUGGAAGGUUUGUGUUUGGAGAAGCGGGUCUUCUACCGCCUGAUCUCGGGCCUCCACAGCAGCAUCAACAUCCACCUGUGCGCCGAGUACCUGCUGGACGAGGGUUGGGGCAGGUCGCUGUGGGGUCCCAACGCCGAGGAGUUCCGCUGGCGUUUCGACCGGGCCGAGACCAAAGGCGAGGGCACGCGGCGCCUGAAGAACUUGUACUUCCUGUACCUGAUGGAGCUGCGGGCGCUCUCCAAGGUGGCGCCGUACUUCGAGCGCGCCGCGGUGGACUUGUACACGGGGAACGGGCGCGAGGACGCCGACACCAAAGAGCUGCUGCUGCAAGUCUUCGGCGAGAUCAAGAUGUUCCCCCUGCACUUCGACGACAACGCCGCGGCCGUCAUUUUUUUUUUUGUGUGUGUGCGCGCGCAGGAGGAGUUCCGCCUUCACUUCAAGAACAUCUCCCGCAUCAUGGAUUGCGUGGGCUGCAGCAAAUGCCGACUGUGGGGAAAACUGCAGACCCAAGGCCUGGGCACGGCCCUGAAGAUCCUGUUCUCGGAAAGACGGAUCAAGAACCUUCCGGAACGUUCGGCCUCCAAAGGCUUCCAGCUCACUCGCCAGGAAGUCGUCGCCUUGAUCAAUGGCUUUGCCAGGCUGUCGUCCAGUAUCUAUGAGCUGCACAACUUCCGGCUGCUGCUGAAGGAGAGCGGCAGGUAGCUGACGAGGCCCCGCCCCCUUCCUCAAGGUCGGGACUCAAAAUGGACGUGCGUGCGUGCGUGCGUGCGUGAGGGAGGGA